Phlebotomus papatasi is the source of this 4014-nucleotide messenger RNA. It is a transcript of the gene Nlg3, whose product is annotated as neuroligin-4, X-linked. Gene Ontology annotation, cellular component: synapse; postsynaptic membrane; cell surface. NCBI's taxonomy places the organism in Eukaryota, Metazoa, Arthropoda, Insecta, Diptera, Psychodidae. The record is from RefSeq and is a predicted model, not a curated record. The transcript is spliced from 10 exons. Gene Ontology annotation, biological process: postsynaptic membrane assembly; chemical synaptic transmission; presynaptic membrane assembly. The coding region runs from base 901 to 3627 and encodes 908 amino acids. Gene Ontology annotation, molecular function: signaling receptor activity; neurexin family protein binding.
UUUCAUGUGAAAAUUUAAAAACAUUUUUUCUACACAAGUGACUACAGAAGGAGUGUGAAAAAUUUUCUCAGAUUGUAUGGUACACGAUGAUGGAGUAGGGACACGUUUGUGAAGGAGGCAAAAAUAAAAAGGACAUAUAUAGUGGAAAAAUCAGGAAGAAAACGGAGUGUUGAAAAAUCUUCACCUAAAAUCGCAAGUCUUGCUUGGAAAAUUUUUCUCAUUCAACACUCUAUUUUUUAUUCCUUAGUAUCAUCCAUCCCAUCAUCCCAAGAGCUGAAAUUGUGAAUAAAUAUUGUGGGUGCACAAGAGGAGGAAAAGGAUAUUCACAUUGGAAUUAACACAGAGAGAGAGAUAGAAGACAGUGAAUAAAAAAAAAGAUAUAUGAGAGUGAAGUGCACAUAAAAAGGGAGUGGAAUGAUGAUGGGAAAAGAGGAUAAAUUCCUAACAUAUCAAUGAAGGCUGGCAUGAUAUACAGUGACUGGGAGGAAAAUAAAAAAAAAUAAUAUAACAUGCAUAUAUAGUCAUGAAGGUGUAUUGAUAGUGAAUUGCAGAUAAAAAAAAAAGAGAGAGAGAAGAAUUGUGGAGAAGUGAUAUAAAUUGAAAAUAGUCCAAUUCAUUGGUGCAUCAAUAAUUUUCAAUUUUGGAAAUGACCUAAACAAGACUUUUGCAAUAGUCUGCAAAUAUUCGUUUUGGGGGAAAGUUUUGUGCAUUUUGGAAGUGAGUGAGGUAGUGCAUCUCGUAUUUUCGUAUAACAAACCGCCAAAAUAGCACCGACUGAGCAAAAUAUAUCGGUGUUUUUCGCAUAGAGAAUAUCAAAUGUGAAUGAUUUGUUGUUUUGUGUGGUGUUGUUAGUGUGCAAAAGAGUAGGAAGGAAGUUUCGGGGGCUUGGUUUGGUGCAAAAUGGUGCUAUCAUCGGCAUUGUAUAUUUUGCCACUCUUCACUGUAUCCAUUUUGGCGGCAAACAUUAGUGAUAGUUUCAAUAGCUACAACAGCAAUUUAGACGUAGAUUCUGCAAGUGAUUCAGCUAACAUGAGAAAGGAUGCUAAACCACAAAUGUCUCGUGUGGUGCACACCAAGUAUGGUUCAGUGUCUGGGGUAUUGGUGAAUCUCGAAGGGAGACACCUGGACCCCGUAGAGGUCUUCAAGGGGAUACCCUAUGCUUCACCACCAGUUGGAACACUCAGAUUUAUGCCGCCGGUCACCAGUGCCCUGUGGUCGGGGAUUAGAAAAGCGGAUAAAUUUGGUCCAGUAUGUCCACAGAGAUUGCCCGAUAUUAAAAAUGAAACAGCAGCUCUGGAGAGGAUGUCCAAGGGGCGACUGGAAUAUCUCAAGAGACUCUUUCAGCAUUUGCAAAAUCAAUCAGAGGAUUGUCUCUACCUGAACAUUUAUGCUCCAAUUCCGACAUCCAGCACAAAGUUGGGAGACAAGGGACCAAUGAAGUAUCCAGUGAUGGUUUUUGUUCAUGGUGAAUCUUAUGAAUGGAACAGUGGGAAUCCAUAUGAAGGGGCGGUACUGGCGAGUUUUGGCCAGAUACUUGUUGUCACGAUAAAUUAUCGUUUGGGAAUUUUGGGUUUUCUCAAUGCCAACACCAAUCGAUAUGUAAAAUCUCCGGCCAACUAUGGCUUGAUGGACAUCAUAGCCGCCCUCCAUUGGAUUCAGGAAAAUAUUUCAUCAUUUGGUGGGGAUCCCUCCAGUGUGACACUUGCUGGACAUGGAACGGGAGCUGCGUGUGUUCACUUUCUUAUAUCUUCCAGUGCUGUUCCUGAAGGUCUUCUGUUUCAUCGGGCGAUUCUGAUGUCAGGAUCAGGAUUGGCUCCGUGGUCACUUGUUGGUGAUCCAGCACGACAAGCUGCCAUUGUAUCGCAUCAUGUUAAGUGUUCCCCAGAUGUGCGCCAUGCUCUCCUCAUGAAAUGUUUGAGGGAAAAGCCACUUGAGGACUUACUUGCAACACCAGUUAGAUCAUCGUACUUCAGCAAUUCCUUCGGACCUACUGUCGAUGGUGUUGUUAUAGAUAGUGGAGAUUCAUCAUCGGGCGAAUCGGGUCAGGAAGACUACAAAGGUGACAAUUCACAGGUGAAAUUGACACAGCAUCCAAGGAACACCCUGUCCAUUAUAAAUUCUGUGCUCCUGCACAAACAAGCAAUCAGCAAAUUGACAAGAUAUGAUCUCAUGACGGGCGUAACAAGGGCCGAAUCAUACUUUUCAUUCAAUUCUGAGGAUGUUCAGUAUGGAAUUGAGGCUGACAGGAGGUCAAAAAUACUGAGGACAUAUGUUAAAAAUACCUACAGCUAUCAUCUCAAUGAGAUACUGGCAACAAUUGUGAAUGAAUAUACAGACUGGGAGCGUCCUGUGCAGCAUCCCAUAAAUAUCCGUGAUGAGACAAUGGAAGCAUUGAGUGAUGCUCAGAUUGUAGCACCAAUAUCCCAAACUGCCAAUAUCCAUUCGGCCGAUCAUCGAAAUUCCUUCCUCUAUGUCUUUGAAUAUCAAUCCAAAUUUGGGGAUUACCCACAAAGACAAGGUUGUAUCCAUGGUGAGGAUUUGCCAUAUGUCUUUGGUGCUCCACUUGUGGGUGGCUUCAGCCAUUUCACGAGGAAUUACACUAAAGCAGAAAUCGCACUCUCCGAAGCUGUCAUGCUCUACUGGACAAAUUUCAUAAGAACUGGAAAUCCCAAUGAACAGCAAGAUUUAUUUGAUGGCAAACAGGAGAAACUUCGAAUAAAGAACAUUGAGUGGUUCCCAUAUGAUACAGUUCACAAGAAAUUCCUCAAUUUAGAUUUGAAGCCAAAGCUGAAGAACCACUACCGUGCACAUCGACUGUCGUUCUGGCUCAAUUUAGUGCCUGACCUGCAUAAGCCGGGUAAUGGAAAUGUUCCACUGUCGCACCAUCAGCUGGAGGAUGAUGAUUGGGAUGCGGGAUUGGAGGCAGAAUCGACGAUAAAGCCUCUGAGUCCGCCGCAGGAGCGUGGCCCAAUGAAUUAUUCAAUAUAUACCACAAAAGUGUUCUCGCUGUUUAACCUGUCGGCGUCAUCUGCAACAAACGGUAAGAUGAUGAGGGCUAAGAGUGCUGUCGAGACCACAGAUGGCAUUGAAGAGGCACAGCAGGGAACAGCAGCACCGCAAGAGGACGGAUUCGCGGCCUACAGUACAGCUUUGAGUGUCACAAUUGCCAUCGGAUGCAGUCUACUGAUACUCAAUGUCCUCAUAUUUGCUGGAGUUUAUUACCAACGCGAUAAAACGCGAUCUCAGGACCUUCAGGCAGCUGGAAGUGGAGGCUACAAGAAGCGUUCGGAGAAUGGGAAAGUGCCCAAUAAUAUCUGUGGGGAUCUCGAUGGUACGACAAUUCACCUGAAGAGUGACCCAACAGCCAUUUUGACGCAUCAUCAUGUGAUGCAACAUCAACUUCCGCCACUGGACUGCAUCGAUGGCAGCCAGCGAGCUCCACCACCACCAAAAUAUCUCAAAUCCUUCCCGGAAAAUGCCAUGCUGGCGCCAAAUACGCUUCAGCUGCUGGGUAGGAAUCUCAAUGCGUGUGGUGUGGAUGCUACGGUGACGGUGACCAAGUCGAGCCUCAAGCAGACAAACAAUGAGACAAGUGCUCAGAAUGCAGUGGAUGAGCUGCGGGUGUGACGGCAAAUGAACUCAGAGACACUCCCACGUGUCAAGAAGUCCCUCCAACCUACCAUGUUUCAUCCCAUGUGCUGAAGGGGGCACCAGUGUAAGUGCAUGGGAUGAUAAAUUGGUUGCCGAUGGAGUGGACAACAGUUUUUUCUUUAAGCGAAUGAAUGAGCAACAUCCUGAAUAUAUUUAUGUGGUCCUGUGCAUACAAAUCAAAAGAAAAGCUAAAUUGGUGAGUCCCAAACAAUUUUUUUUUUAAAUUGUUUUUUCAGCUUCAUUCCCACGCAAUCACAAACACACACACGGCAAAAAGCUCCUUGGAGAAAGUCUCAAGAGGCCUAAAAGUUUACACACAGAAAUGUGAAUUUGCAAUCAAACAUUAUAUAUAUUUCGUGAAAA